Molecule: messenger RNA, 2106 nt
Organism: Maudiozyma barnettii
Lineage: Eukaryota; Fungi; Ascomycota; Saccharomycetes; Saccharomycetales; Saccharomycetaceae
Gene: STE11
Product: mitogen-activated protein kinase kinase kinase STE11
Exons: 1
Coding region: 1-2106 (701 amino acids)
Biological process (GO): protein phosphorylation
Molecular function (GO): ATP binding; protein binding; protein kinase activity
Source: RefSeq, a predicted model, not a curated record
AUGGCUGAAUCGUACAGUGAAGAUGGCGAUGUCUCUGUUGAGAAAAUACCUAUGGUGACAGACACGAAUACUCUUGAAAUGGAACAGUUUAUCCAUGGUUUCCUGACAGAUUUGAAAUGUAUAGACUAUUUACCGUUGUUUACUCAAUACGGAUUGCUGGACGAAAACGAUGUUAAAUAUAUCGAUAAAGAGAUCCUGGUAGCAAUGGGGAUCACCAAGAUUGGGGACCGUAUCAGAAUCUUGCGCAAAGCCAAGGGUCUCGAUAAAAAAGUCGCACAGGCUCAUGAGCAAGACACUACAGAACAAUUGAAUGAUAUUAUUAGUAAAAUAGGAUCUCUGUCGAUGUCUAUUUCUACAGGUUUACAUACAACUGAUUUUGCUGGUGAGAAAAACCAUGCAAUUUUCAUCUUAAAUGAUGGAUCUGCGAAGAAAGUUAAUAUCGAUGGUUGCUUCAAUGCAGAUUCUAUUAAGAAACGGUUACUGAAAAGAUUACCAGUCGAUCUACUCGCUGAUAGUCCCCUCGGUGGGAAAUCCCAGGAUGUCAGCGAUUAUGACGUCUUUGUCGUGGACUAUACGAAAAAUGUCUUACACCUGCUGUAUGAUGUUGAAUUGGUUACCAUAUGCCAUUCAGCUGACAGAAUAGAAAAGAAUAGACUAAUAUUUGUAUCGAAGUAUCAAUCGCCAGGUGAAAAAGCUAUCUCAUUAUCCAAAAAACUAUAUAUUAAAAUGUCCACUUCUGGUUGGGAGAGUAGUUCCGUCGAUGACAUUAAAAAUCAUGCAAGCCAUCCUGAUUUAAGAAGAAAUAAAUUACCAAUUGAUAAUUCACAUGAAGGAAUGAGGAAGAUCUUUAACCAGAGACCACCAAGUGAAUUGAUCUCUACCAAUCUUUCAGGGUACUUCCCCACCACUGACGUUAAGAAGUUACAAAAGACUUUAAGAGAUUCAUAUCGCCAUUCCAUACUUGUAAACCCUCACGGGAAAAUGUCUAUUAACCCUGAAUCCAACAACAUUGGUGACAUUUUACUGAAACAUUCUAGUGCUGUGGACUCUGCUUUGUUACAAAGUCUUCCACAUAAUCAACCUCUUGCUUCCCAUUCAAGUGCCACUUCAAGGACAACUCAGAGUGAUAAUUCCGGCUUUAUUUCCUUGUAUGCUGAAGGUUCUGAUUAUGAGGAUGAAAUGGAAGAGGAAAAUAUGGAAACUGCAGAUAUGGUAUCUUUACCAACUAAGAUCGAGACUCCAAAGGCCUGGUUAAAAGGUGCUCGUAUUGGUGCAGGCAGUUUUGGGAGUGUGUAUCUUGGUAUGAAUGCUACCACUGGUGAGCUAAUGGCAGUUAAACAAGUGAGUAUUCAACCCAUUAUUGCCAAAGAAGAAAAACAGAAAAAUGGUAACGAUAAGAAAUCUAAAAGAAAUAUAUCAGAUAUUCAUAAGAAAAUGGUAGAUGCUUUACAACAUGAAAUGAGUCUCUUAAAGGAAUUACAUCAUGAAAAUAUUGUUACAUAUUAUGGUUCUUCUCAGGAAGGUGGGAAUAUAAACAUUUUCUUGGAAUACGUUCCAGGUGGGUCCGUGUCCUCGAUGUUAAAUAAUUAUGGACCUUUUGAAGAAUCAUUAAUUAUCAAUUUCACUAGACAAAUAUUGAUUGGGGUCGCUUAUCUACAUCGCAAAAAUAUUAUCCAUAGAGAUAUUAAAGGUGCAAAUAUUUUGAUUGAUAUUAAAGGGUGUGUUAAGAUCACUGAUUUUGGUAUAUCUAAAAAACUUUCUCCUUUUAAUAGUAAACCACGUCCAGAUAAGAGAGCUUCAUUACAAGGCUCAGUAUUCUGGAUGGCCCCAGAAGUGGUCAAACAGACUGCGACUACGUCCAAAGUUGAUAUUUGGUCCACUGGUUGUGUAGUAAUCGAAAUGUUUACCGGAAAGCAUCCAUUCCCUGAUUUUUCUCAAAUGCAAGCUAUAUUCAAGAUUGGUACGAAUACUUCUCCAGAUGUCCCAUCUUGGGCAAGUGAAGUCAGUUGCAACUUUUUGAAGAGGACCUUUGAAUUAAAUUUCAAACAGAGACCAAGUGCUGUGGAUUUAUUACAACACCCUUGGUUAGAUGCAAAGAUUGUAUAA